AUGAGCACCACGAGCACCAUUGGACUUAUAUUUCAAGGGAGUUGCCCAGUCGCAGACCUUGCAGCGCUCAUGUUUCGUCGUCUGUUCCUUCCUCCAAGGCAACCCCGACCCCAUCGUCGACUCCUCUGCCUGUUCGCACUUCGGCGCACAUUAGCUCUUCCACUCCUUAUUCGAGACCAGUUCACACUCACUCUUCCCAUUCUCACCCGCAUUGGACCUAUAUUUCCAGACCAGUGCCACACCGCAGCUCGUGCUCAGCUUCCUCGUCUGUGGCCAUCUCAGCCUCUUCAGUUCCUACUUCGACCCCUCUUCCCUCAGCAAUCUGUGUCGCAAGCAAGCGGUUUGACAUCCUCAUCUCCAGCUCCUACCACCGAUGUUCCUUCUGGCUCGGUACCCACUCAGCCGACUGGCUCGCUGCCAGAUAGUACCAUUACUGGUGGAUCUCCCGGAGCUCAGUCAACUACCUCCACCAUUCUAUCCACUCGUACAGCUACUAUCACAGCAUGCCCAUCGUCGAUCCCCAACUGCCCGGCAUCAUCCAAGACUACUUUCGUCACUACUGAGACCAUUGUCGUUUCGACUACAGUGUGCCCAGUGACUGAAACUGCAGGUGCUCAAGCAACAUCCACCUCCCUUCCAGCUGGCCAAGGUGCCUCAGAGUCGGAGAACCCUGGAUUUACCACUUCCACUGUCUUCACUACUCGCGUUGCUACUAUCACUGCCUGCCCGGCCUCCGUUACAGACUGCCCUGCCAGAUCGAAGACCACUUUCCUCACAACAGAGACUAUCGUGGAUUCAACAACUGUCUGCCCAUUGACUGAAGUCACUCAAGCCACCUCUACUGCAAUUCCAGAGGGCCAAGCUUCUUCGACCUCCGAGACCCCCGGCUUUACCACUUCUACCAUUGUCAGUACCCGGGUUGUUACCAUCACUGCUUGCCCAGCUUCCGUCACAAACUGCCCCGCGAGAAUGAAGACCACCUCCCUUACGACUGAGACAAUCGUUGUGUCAACGACUGUUUGCCCCGUCACGGAGGCUGCCGGUGCUACCCAGACCGGAUAUCCGUCAGGAACCUCAGCUCAAACUGCAGGUGGAAAUGAUAACGGAAAUGAGGGCUCGGAGUCAACCAUCUCCACCGUCUGGAGCACCCGCAUCGCGACUGUCACUGCUUGCCCCCUAUCUGUCACCAACUGCCCUCUGCGGUCGAAGACCACCUACUUGACCACCGAGACUUUGGCCGUAGGAACUACAGCUGUCGCAGUGUCCGCUGAGAAUACUUCCGUCCCCUCCGAGGGCGCCACUGUCACCACCUCCGUUAUCAACGUGAACCCUCAAGCUGCUAGCACCGCAACUGUCUCGUCCCCAGCCGUCACUGCCGGGGCCGAAUCUGGAUCCUCGGGCUCGACUGGUGGUCAGGGCUCGGGCUCGGGCGUAGAGGCAGUCUACACUGCCCUUUACACUAUGGAAUCAUGUGCCAAUGGCGAUACCUGCACCGAGUAUGUCAGCACUGUUGUGACCACACAGACUAACGUCGCCGUUGCCCAACCCACCAUGACCUCUGCUUCGUACAAGCCUGCGUCCGGCUCCGGUGCGCAAGGUCACCCUGCUGCCUCUGCGUCCUCCGCCCACGCCUGGCCACAGGGUAGCCAAGCUGCUGGAGCCAGCUCUGCCUCUGCUUCAAGCACAAGCAGCGCUCCUUAUGCUGUCUACACCGGUGGGGCGUCAUCGAUCUCCCAAUUGUCCGUGCUGCAGAUCAGUGCCACGUUGAUGGUGAUGCUGGCGGCUAUCUUGGCCUAG
Molecule: messenger RNA, 1797 nt
Organism: Penicillium verhagenii
Lineage: Eukaryota; Fungi; Ascomycota; Eurotiomycetes; Eurotiales; Aspergillaceae
Exons: 2
Coding region: 1-1797 (598 amino acids)
Source: RefSeq, a predicted model, not a curated record